GUGCCGGGUCAGGAUGGAAAGGCUUACACAGGCAGGGGAGGAAACAUGUCAUGAGAGGUGAUGACACAGCCACAGAGACGUAUCCACAUCCUCACUGACUCCCAACUUCGCUGCCCGCUGCUGCUUCUACCGCUGCUGCUGCUGUUGCUGCAUCCCACAGAGGAGAGAGGGAGCCAAAGAUAGCCUCCAUUCUCUCUCCCCACCUCUCUCUCUUCCUCUCUUUUUCACUUUGUUUGUGGAUGAUGGGAUUUUAAUCAUGUGGAAGACAGCUGAGCGGCUCUUCUGGAUUUCGCUGACACUGCGCCUGGUCCCGCCUGGCCUUUUCUGAGCAGGAUGGACACUCUGGAGUCAGAGCUGACCUGCCCAAUCUGCCUGGAGCUCUUUGAAGACCCACUUCUGCUCCCCUGUGCCCACAGCCUUUGCUUCGGCUGCGCCCACCGCAUCCUUGUCUCCCACUGCACCACCAACGAAUCUAUUCAGAGCAUCAGCGCCUUUCAGUGCCCCACCUGUAGAUAUGUCAUUUCUCUGAGUCCAGAGCGUGGAUUAGAAGGACUUAAGAGAAACGUGACCUUGCAGAACAUUAUCGAUAGAGUUCAGCGGGCCUCAUCUUCAGCUGGGCUCCCUCUACCACUGCCGCUGCCUGCGCCCCACAGUGGGCCCAACUCUCCCAGCGAGGAAGGGAGCAACCGGUUGGCGCUGGUCCCUGUUAGCGCCGCCAUGUCUAGCCCAGGCACACCUCCUGAACCGGUCCAGUGCCAGUUCUGUGAGCAGGACCCCCCACAGGAUGCUGUCAAGACAUGCGUGACAUGCGAGGUGUCUUACUGCGAGGAAUGCCUUAGAGCGACACACCCUAACAAGAAGCCGUUUACCGGCCACCGGCUCAUUGAGCCCAUGCCUGACUCCCACCUUAGAGGGCUCCAGUGUCUGGAGCACGACGAGGAGAAGGUAAACAUGUACUGUGUCACUGAUGAUCAGCUGAUCUGCUCGCUGUGCAAACUGGUUGGAAGGCACAGGGACCACCAGGUGGCAGCACUGAGUGACCGCUAUGAAAAACUCAGGCAAGCCCUGGACUCCAACCUGAGUAAUUUGAUCAAGAGGAACAAUGAGCUGGAGUCACUUAUGGGGAAACUGAUCCAGACUUGUCAACAUGUAGAGGUGAACGCGUCCCGCCAGGAGGGCAAGCUCAUGGAGGAGUGCGAUCUCCUGAUUGACAUUAUUCAGCAGAGGAGGCAGAUCAUUGGCAGCAAGAUCAAGGAGGGGAAGACACAAAGGCUUCGGAAGCUCGCCCAACAAAUCUCCAACUGCAAGCAGUGCAUCGAGAGGUCCUCGGCCCUCAUCACACAGGCCGAUCAGACGCUGAAAGAAACCGAUCAUGCUCGCUUCCUGCAGACCGCCAAGAGCAUCAACGAGAGGGUGUCCAUGGCAACCGCAUCAACCCAAGUGCUGAUCCCUGAGAUACACCUAACAGACACCUUCGACACCUUCGCCCUGGACUUCACCAGAGAGAAGAAGCUGCUGGAGACUCUGGAUUACCUCACUGCUCCAAGUGCUCCGUCCAUAAGGGAAGAGUUGUGCACUGCUUCCUACGACACUAUCACAGUCCACUGGACAUCUGAUGAUGAAUUCACAGUGGUGUCCUAUGAGCUCCAGUAUGCCAUCUUCACUGGACAGUCCAACAUUGCCAGUCUCUGUAACUCAUUGGAGAGCUGGAUGAUUGUUCCCAACAUCAAGCAGAACCACUACACGGUGCACGGCCUGCAGAGCGGCACCAAGUAUAUCUUUGUUGUCAAGGCCAUUAACCAAGCGGGAAGUAGGAGCAGUGAACCAGGAACUUUGAAGACCAACAGCCAGCCAUUCAAGCUGGACCCAAAAUCAGCUCACAAGAAGCUGAAAGUGUCUCACGAUAACCUAACAGUGGAGCGGGAUGAAACCACAUCCAAGAAAGGCCAUAGCCAGGAUCGGUUCUCCAGCCAGAGCAGCUAUGGCGUGGUGGGAAAUGUCUAUAUUGACAGUGGGCGUCACUAUUGGGAGGCUCUGAUUGGAGGUAGCACAUGGUACGCUGUGGGUAUAGCCUACAAAUCAGCCCCCAAGCAUGAGUGGAUUGGCAAGAACUCGGCCUCCUGGGUGCUUUGCCGCUGCAACAACUCUUGGGUAGUUCGCCACAACAGCAAGGAGCUGGCUAUUGAGCCAUCACCCCACCUGCGACGCGUUGGGAUCCUGUUGGACUACGACGCCGGAUACCUGACCUUCUAUGAUGCUGUGGGCUCCCAGCACCUGCAUACAUUUCACGUCUCCUUUAUCCAGCCCGUGUGUCCUGUGUUUAACGUGUGGAAUAAGUGUUUGACGGUUCUCACUGGUCUACCCAUCCCAGACCAUCUAGAGGGACUGGAACCCGUAACCUGAAAGCUACAGACAGACAUGAAUAAAUCAGCAUAAACUGGCCUCAUUAUCUUAAAGCUGCACUGGGCAUAUUUGUGAUAAUACUCAUGCUUGCAUAGAGAACAGAAAAGUGUUCCAUCCUCUUAAAUUCACUAAGAUUAUAGUGAUUAAAUUCUGCUUAUGUGAACAUUUACACACACAGAUGCAGUUACAAAACAGUGAGUGAAAUAUAAACUGCCUCCUAACCAGAAGCUAACAAGCACUUUGUCCAAAAAGCUGAAUUCAUAAUUGCUUGAUUAUUUCUUCAUUUCCCAUUUGGUUUUCUUUGGUACAUACCACUAUAGACCAGCUAUUUUUGGUAAAAAUGAGCAUGUGAGUAAGCCAAUGACAUAACUUUCUCAAUCAAAAUAGUUCACACUUGCUACUAUUAGUGCAAAGUUGCCUAGUGCAGUUUUAAUUAAGACAAAAAGGAGAACUUCCUGAGGUCUUCUCAUUAGUGAUUUCCAAUUGGUUAUUAUGAUUUAUAAAAGCAAAUAUGAUGCUGGUUCAUGUUGUAUUUGACUCAAAAAGACUUAGUGAAAACCUAUUCUAGAUGGAGGGCAAUAAGCUGGAGUCAGCUCAGAGGAAACCAGGACAAAUGGACCUUGUUGGACCAGAAAUUCCUUCUCUAAGGCACUUUGGGCUACGAUGGGCAUAUUUGUACCACGGCAACUAGGAAACAAGCCACAAAUCAGUUUUUUUGUUUCAUUUGUUUAACACCAUUUUAUCAGAUAUAGCACUUUGAAAAUCCCUUACACACAAAUACACACACUGCAUACACACACUGCAUACACACACACACACACACACACACACACACACACAACACACACACACACACACACACACAAACAUGAGUGCAUACACACAGGCAACCCCUACUUUAAUCGAUCACAGUUGCUGAAAGAGCAGGUGUAUAUUUUGUAAAUUCAUAGUCAUCCCCCCUUAUCUUUCCCUCCUUCAUUAAAAAGGAACCAAAGUAGCCAUUGCUGUCUGUUCACUUGUCUUUGCAUAAAAUUUUACUCUUAAUAAAUGCUGAAUUAUUUUUAAAAAGUGACAUAGAGAGGAAAUAGCAUUAUGCUAAUAUUAAAAGCAAAGGAUUCCUUUAAAUCUAGACCUUGUUUUUGCACAUUGUUCAUACUUUAUUCACGGUUUUGUAGCUUCAAAGUCUCAUUCAUUUUGGUGCAAUUAACAUGCAUUCAUAUUGGCAGUGUUGUGUUUUGUUUGACUUAUUGUGUUAAUUUUUCUUGAUUUGGCAGCCAGACAAGUCCUGCCAUUAUGAUUUCAUGCGUUACACAAUAUAUGAGUUGUGCUACAGUUGUAGCCGCAGGUUAUUAUUUGAGCUAGGCUGUAAAAUGCACAAUUGGGUGUAAUUUUUGUCACUUUUCUCUGAAACAAGCUAUUUAGUGAGAGAUAUUUGUUCUGGUGUGCCAAUACUCCAUGAAUUAGCUUUUCAUAAAAAGUGUCUUCCCAUUUUAUCUCAUAAAAAUAUUCAAUUUUGUAUGUCAUUUUCACACUGAGGUCUUAUUUCAUUAAAUCCAGAUGCAGCUGUUUGUUUGAAAAAAUAAAAGUUCAGUUACUCUU
Messenger RNA from Seriola aureovittata, 4002 nucleotides. RefSeq names its product E3 ubiquitin-protein ligase Midline-1-like. NCBI's taxonomy places the organism in Eukaryota, Metazoa, Chordata, Actinopteri, Carangiformes, Carangidae. Gene Ontology annotation, molecular function: zinc ion binding; protein binding. The coding region runs from base 334 to 2403 and encodes 689 amino acids. The record is from RefSeq and is a predicted model, not a curated record. The transcript is spliced from 10 exons.